Messenger RNA from Cercospora beticola, 1863 nucleotides. RefSeq lists its product as uncharacterized. The record is from RefSeq and is a predicted model, not a curated record. Lineage: Eukaryota; Fungi; Ascomycota; Dothideomycetes; Mycosphaerellales; Mycosphaerellaceae.
CAUCAAUGUCAGGCAAUGAUACUCGGCCUAUAUCGGCUUUCGGCACACAGCAGGAGCAACAUGUUGAUGAAGCUGUUGGGGCGAUCGUUUUCCACGGGAGUAGGUCUGCCAUGGCAUCUCAUCUUCGGUCACACUUUCCAAUUUUUGCAAUCGUGAUUUGCAGAGUUACAGCUUUCUGAUCGCUCACCGUGAACACAAAUAGAAAACCUGGACGCUGAAAUUCGAAUGAUCAUGUCGCAACAAAAACUACAAGAACAGGACGAGGUUCUGGCGAAGCCUUGGGAUAUCGUGAUCGUGGGCACGGGAGCUGCGGCUUUGACUGCGGCUCUUUCUGCUGCUGAGCAAGAGCCAAAGCCCAGUAUUCUGCUCGUGGAAAAAGCUCCUGAAGAAUGGGCUGGCGGGAAUGGAUACUUCACUGCUGCGGCUUACCGCACGAGACACAAUGGCCUCAAAGAUAUGUUGCCACUGGUGUCCAAUGUUCCUGAUGACUUGAAAGACAAGAUUGAUCUUCCUGCAUACCCCGAAGAAGCUUUCCACGCGGAUUUGCAAAGAGUCACGGAUGGGAGGAGUAGUAAGGAGUUGGGAGAUGUUGUUGUGAAAGAGAGUUUGGAUGUUGUACGAUGGCUGAAAGAAGUUGGUGGUGUGGAUUGGUGGCUGUCGUUCAGGCGACAGGCGUAUCAAGUUGAGGGCAGGUGGCAAUUUUGGGGUGGACUGUGUCUGACUGUGAAGGAUGGUGGGAAGGGACUGAUUGCGAAUUUGUUGCAGGCGGUGAGGAAGAAAGGGUGUGUGAUAUCGUUCGAGAGCGAGGCGAAGAAGAUUGAAGUUGAUGAAAAUGGUGCGACAGUUGGGCUUCAAGUGGCCAAAGGUGGACAGAGGUAUCAGGUGAGGACGAGGAAUGUUAUUCUGGCUGCUGGUGGGUUCGAAGCCAAUCCGGAGCUGAGAAAGAAGUGGAUGGGACCUGGUUGGGAGUUGGCGCACACUCGAGGCACGCCAUACAAUACUGGUGACAUGUUACAAGCUGCGAUCGAUAUUGGUGCUCGUAGAGUGGGCGACUUCAGUCCUACUGGUUGUCACAGUGUGGCUUGGGACGCAGAUUCACCCAAGUCCGGAGGUGAUCGAGAGAAGACGAAUGAGUUUACCAAAUCUGGCUACCCACUCGGUCUAAUGCUCAAUGCGGAGGGCAGUCGUUUCGUCGACGAAGGAGUUGAUCUACGCAAUUAUACAUAUGCCAAGUUUGGCAGAGCGAUUCUGGAGCAGCCGCAAGGGAUCGCUUUCCAGGUGUGGGACCGAGAAGGUCAGCAGUGGCUGAGAGCCGAAGAGUAUCGCGACGAGAUCGUGAGGAAGGUGACAGCGGACUCGAUUACGGGCCUGGCUCGUAAAUUGCAUGAUGAGGGCUUGCGAAAACCAGGCGAGUUUGUACAGACUAUCAACGAGUACAACUCCGCCGUUGCAGCUUAUCGAAUAGAGCAUCCAGAUGCGAAGCUCAAUCCUGCGAUCAAAGAUGGACUGUCAACGCAAUCCGCAGCUGUUCGCCUUGGACUACCGAAGUCGAACUGGGCAGUACCUGUCAAUCAACCGCCGUUCCUUGCCAUCAAGGUCACAUCUGGGAUCACGUUCACCUUUGGUGGCCUGGCCAUCAACCCGGAAAAUGCAGCCGUACUGCGUGAAGACGGAUCAGAAAUUCGAGGGUUGCACUGCGUGGGAGAAAUGGUGGGGGGCCUCUUCUACUCCAACUACCCAGGUGGCUCUGGUCUGACAGCCGGUGGCGUCUUUGGGAGACGUGCGGGCAGAGCUGCUGCUGCAAGCGUACAGAAUACAACCUCUUAGGUGUAGAUGCUGUGCGAUCCGUGUAACGGCGCCACC